GUCGGGAAGAGGACGCGGUCGUAGACGCAGAUGUCGUUGAGGCAGCGCGACCGCGCCGCGAACGACGUCGCGUAGUAGCCGCUCCAGGCGCGCGCGAACGCGAGCGCCGGCGCGGCGGCGCCGCCGCGGAGCGCGAGCGUCAGGAAGCCCGUGUCGGGCAGCGCGCGCUGGCUGCGGUUCGCCGCGAAGAAGUCGCGCGGCGCGAGGCACGCGGCCGCGUCGCCGUCGCGCGGGUAGUCGGCCCGCGACGGCACGACGUAGCGGUGGAUGGUCGCGACGUCGUGCGCGCGCGCGAACGCGAGGAACCGCGCGUCGGCCAGCGGCGCGACGAGCUCGAUGUCGGCGUCGGCCCACGCGACGACGUCCACGCUGGCGUCGCGCGCGCCGGCCUCGGCCGCGUGCCGGAUCGCCGCGACCUUGCGGAAGAUGAAGUGCGCCUUGGCCGUCAGGUGCGUCGCGUGGCGCGGCGCGCCGCGCCGCGCGACGGCGUUCGCGUACGCGCGGCCGAAGACCGUCGCGGGGCCCUCCGUCGGGUCCUGCGCGUCGGCGAACGCGGCGAGCCACGGGUACAGCACGUGGAGGUCGUGCGCCGCGUAGCAGCCCGCCGCCUCCACGAAGCACGCCGGCGCGUCGCGCCGCGCGCGCGGCUCCGUCGGCUCGAGGCCCGCGGCGGCGUCGGCCGAGUCCUCGUGGUAGACGACCAGCGCCGCGCCGACGCGCGCCGCGCUCGGCACGAGCAACGACGCCGUGCGCACGCCGUUGACCGUCGUGGCGACGAUCACGCGCCGGUCGCAGCGACAGCGCGCAUCGCUGCUGGCCGCGAGGAGGAGCAACGGCCACGGCCGCAUUUAUGGAGUGGAUUGUGCCCCUUGGCGUCGCUAUUCUUGGUGAAGUAUUAUUAAAAAUCGGCCUCGUGUGCCGCGGCGCGCGCAGCUGCGACGCCGGGUUUUGUAGGUUUUGUAGGUCCAUACAAUUCAAAGCCCCCAAAAGUUGAAGCCGCCCUGUAUGCCAUCGACGCGACUCCGAGACAAAGUAAUGAAAACCAAAGAGACGAACGACUCCCAUAAACAAGGGGCAUGGCAGCCGUGAUUGCGGUCCUGGCGGCAGCUGCCCUGGCAGCAGCUCAGCCAACACCUGCACCUGUGCCGUGCGUGUCGCCCGAGACGGAAGCGGAGUGCCGGGCGGCCGUCGCCGCGGCGGGCUUGUCGGAGGGCUACAACACCAUGCCCUUUGCCUGGUCGUACGGCUCGGGCCUCGGCUGCCACACGUACCUCAGCGGACCGUUUGUAAACAGCGGCUUUUGGUCGACGUCGGGCGACCCCACCGGCGAGCCCUCUGAUUCCAACCGCGUGCGGGUGUGCGCCGCGUCGACGGCCCCGACGCCGCGGCCUUUGUUCACGUCAAGCCCAACCGCGCUCCCAACCGGUCUGCCAACCGCACUCCCAACAGCAGCGCCAACAGCACUGCCAACAGCAGCACCAACGGCGCUGCCAACAGCAGCACCAACAGCAUCCCCAACCGCGGUCCCAACCGCUCUCCCGACAACGCUCCCAACCGGUCUGCCAACCGCACCGCCGACUUCGGUACCAACCGCACUGCCGACUUCGGUACCAACCGCACAACCCACAGUGAGCGCACGACCCACACCGCGCCCACACUGGGUUUGGUGCGCGAGCAACACGUUCACGGAGCACGUCAUCAAGAGUUCGGCGACCGGCGCGACCUGCGUACUCGCGGCCGACGUUGACCGCGACGGCGCGGUAGACGUCCUGUUCUCGGCCUCGGCUACGGACACCGUCGCCGUGCUCUUCAACGACGGCAGCCAAACCUUUACCGAGACCGUGAUCAGCAGCAGCGCGGACGACGCCUGGUACGCGGAAGUCGGGGACGUCGACGGCGACGCGGACGUAGACGUGCUCUCGGCCGCGCGCACGGGCGACGAGCUCGUGUGGUGGGAGAACGAUGGCACUUCGACCACCUUCACCAAGCGCCUCAUCGCGACGCCGGCCUGCGCCCCGCGUCCACUUCCCUUUUGUUCCCGCGGCCGUGGCGAAUCAAAAAAAAAAGCGUCACCUCCACGCCAUCGCCACGACGUGUUUUACUCCUAGGCCGGUCCCACGUCCGUUUGUGCUCACGACGUCGACGACGACGGCGACCUAGACGUGGUUUCUACGUCGUACAACGACGAUACGCUCGCGUGGUACGAGUCAGAUUUAGCGAGUAUCGUACGCCAUCGAGAGACAGACCCCAGUCGCUGCGGCCCGCUCUUCGCGGAUACGAAGUGCACGGGGUAUUCGUCGAGCGGCGGCGCGGAAUACUGCAACGAGGCUAACGGCUGGUGCGGCGUCACGGACGCGCACAGGGACGCCCAGGCGAGCACGACCUACGACUAUGUGCCCGGCGUCAGCGAGGCGCAAUCGUGGACCUUGCACACGCUCACCACGUCGAGGAACUGGGCGUGGCUGGCGCGCCCGGUCGACAUGGACGGCGACGGCCACGCGGACGUUCUCCUCGCUUCGUGGGGCGACGAUACGGUCUCUUGGUGGUAAAAACGACGGCGUCGUGAAUGCGCCGCUCGUCGCCCUUUGCGCCCGAGAGUUUCCGAGAAGGGUCUCCGCCCCCCCUCCUCCUUCUGUUGGGACGACGGACCGCACCACCUUGACGCCAUCGACGCGAGAGCCCGCCAGGUCCUCGCUCGCCACGACCGACGGCGUGCCCUCGACGCCAUCGACGCGACGCGAUCCACUGCUCGACGGCGGAAUGGGCCUCGUCGAAACGACGAUCACGCCACCAUCCCCCCCCAAAAAAGCAAACACUUCAGACGAUGCGCAGGCAAAAUGACGGCACGGGCGAAUCCUUUGCGGAGAACAUCAUCACGACCGCCCAGGACGGGCCUUGGGGCUGCGUCGCGGACGACAUCGACGGCGACGGAGCGAUGGACGUCGCGUGCGGCUCGAACCGGGACAACAGCGUAAUUUGGUACGAAAAUGCCAAGGGCGACUCGCUGACCUGGACGGCACACGUGCAGUCGACGGUCCACUCGACCCUCAGCGUCUUCGCGGCCGACGUGGACGGGGACGGCGAUACAGAUUUACUCGCGUCCACGAGCAACACGGACGACGUGCUUUGGUACCAGAACAACGGAGUGCCUCUGUUCAUCGAGCACUGGAUCGGCGGCGUCGACUCGGGCUAUCGCAUACACGCCGCCGACGUCGACGGCGACGGCGACGUCGACCCGCUGGUGGCCGACUUUGCCGACAACCAAAUUUCCUGGUUCGAGAACGAGUGCGGGACCCCGGAGCCCACAUUCACGCCCAGGCCGACAACGUCGCCGCAGCCCACGCCCGUGCCCUCCUACGACACGCCCGCGCCGACGGGAACGCCGAGCUACGCCACGGCCGCGCCCACGCUCACGCCGGUGCCGACGGUGCCCGCGCCGACGCCGCGGCCCUCGGCGACGUGCGACAUCAUGGCCUGGAGCGCGCGUCAACCUUUCGCGGGCACGGACGAUUCGAAGAACGUGUUUCCCGUGGACGUAGACCAAGACGGCGACACGGACGUGGUGGUUGCGGCAGACAACAGGGACACCCUCGCGUGGCACGAAAACGCGGACGGCUCCGGCGCAUUUACCACCGAGCACGUCGUGACGAGCACGCGAGACGGCUUGUUCUACGCGAGUCCGCUCGACGUCGACGGAGACGACGACGUCGAUAUAUUUGCGUGCUCCUACCGCGACUCCAUCGUGUCGUGGUGGGAAAACGACGGGUCCGCGAACUUUGCCGAACACGUGCUCAACACGUACGGAGGCGGCGCGCUGUCGGUCAUCGGAGCCGACGUCGACGGCGACAACGACGUGGACGCCGUCGUCGCCAACGAGGGCGAUAACGACGUGGAAUGGUUCGAAAACCAGGGCUCGCAGAACUAUCGGGUGCGCUACGUGAGCAACUAUGUCAAUACGCCGAGGGAAGCGGCGCCCGUCGACAUGGACGGCGACCAGGACGUGGCGCGCGGCGUCCUCGUGGAGCGGCGGGCGCGAGCGAGCUCGGGCGCGUGGUCUGGCCUGCACCAGGCGGACGGCGAUCGUCGCCGGGCGACGUCGUCGGACGCAAGGGCGCGCAGCGCGCGAGCAGGGCUGACCCGCGGUCGCGCGGCGAGUAAGAGAGAGAGAGAGAGAGAGAGCGCGCGCGCGCGGGAAGGCGUUCGCUCACCGGCGCCUUCCCGCUCGCUCACCGCUACCGACGCAGGUGGACGUGCUCGUCGCGUCGCUCAAGGGCGACAGCAUCUUUUGGUUCGAGAACGACGGUCAGGAAAACUUUGCCCAGUACACGGUCGGGACGGGCGCCGACGGACCCAAGGACGUCGAGGCCGCCGACCUCGACCGCGACGGAGACGUGGACUGCGUAUCCGCGUCGCAGAAUGACGACGAAGUGGCCUACUACGAAAACGACGGGACGAUGACCUUUACGCGAACCAUCGUGAGCGAGGAGAGCGACUACCCCUGGGGCGUUGCCGUCGCCGACGUGAACGGUGAUGGCUUCCUGGACAUUGUCGUAUCAGCGUACAACGACGACGACCUGAGCUGGCUGGAGAACGCGGGAGACCAGACCUUUACCGAAAAUAUGAUCGACGAUACCAGCAACGCGGGCGUCGGCGUGGCGGUGUUCGACGCCGACGCCGACGGGGACUGGGAUGUCGUCCAGGCGAGAGCAAACGAUCCCGCAGGCUGGUACGAAAACCAGUGCGCCACCCAUCCCCCGACGAUCUCCCCGUUCCCCACCAGCGUUCCGACGGCCGAGCCCACGGGCCUUCCGACGGUCCCGCCGUCUCCGGUGCCGACCGUGCCCCCCACAUCGGAGCCCACGGCCCUGCCAUCGACGACGCCGACCUCGGAGCCCACCACGCCCCCCACAUCGGAGCCCACGGCGCUGCCAUCGACGACGCCGACCUCGGAGCCCACCACGCCCCCCACAUCGGAGCCCACGGCCCUGCCAUCGACGACGCCGACCUCGGAGCCCACCACGCCCCCCACAUCGGAGCCCACGGCCCUGCCAUCGACGACGCCGACCUCGGAGCCCACCACGCCCCCCACAUCGGAGCCCACGGCGCUGCCAUCGACGACGCCGACCUCGGAGCCCACCACGCCCCCCACAUCGGAGCCCACGGCCCUGCCAUCGACGACGCCGACGUCGGAGCCCACCACGGCCCCCACAUCGGAGCCCACGGCGCUGCCAUCGACGACGCCAACGGCGGCCCCGACGUCGCUCCCUACCUUGCCGCCGACGCUCGUUCCCGUCUCGGCGCCUACGCCGCUCCCCACGUCCGUACCCACGACGAUCCCGACGUCCGCGCCGACGGGCGUGCCCACGACGCUGCCGAGCCCUCUGCCGACGCCGACGCCGACGCCCGCGCCGUCGAUCUCGCCCGCGCCGACGACCUACGCCUACGAGUACGAGAUCGUGGCGCACUAUCCGAUGAUCAAUGGGUCGCUGGCCGACGUGCGCGGGGGCGCCCACGGCCGGGGCUGCGACGCCCAGGGGUGUGGGAAAAAGCUGAAAAGAGCCGCGGCGCGCGACCACGGCGACGCGGUGCUGCUCAACGCGAGCAGGUACGUCGAGCUGCCCAACAGCACGACGGCGGCUGUCUCCGGGGACGCGCCGCGGACCAUUUGCCUGUGGGUCCGGAUCGACGUCUGGGAACACAAGGCCCAGCUCUUCGAGUACGGCGGAGACCUCGCGCGGCGGUUCGGCCUGCGCACCUCCACGCCCCCCGGCCGCUUCGAGAGCGUCGGGCACGGCAACGCCACGGUCAACCUCACGGGAGGCUUUCGGGUUGCCGCGGCGCGCUUCGGCGCCUCCCUUCAACGUGGAUUGGAUCGCGUCGUCGGCGUCGAGGCCGCGCCUGUUUUCGCCGGCCGACGUCCGUCCGGGGGAGACGGUCCCGACGCGUGGGGCAUGCGGCCGCCCGCCUUGCGCGGCGGCGGGGACCGGGCCUCACAGCGCCGGCGGACGCCCGCAGGCGAAGCAAGGAUCCAACGCGACGACGAAGAGCAGCCCUUGGAUCGGCACGUGGCGCCACUACUGCCUGACGUACGUCCGGCGGAACGUGACGUUGUACGUGGACGGUCAAAGGGAAACGAGCUGGAACGCGACCGUCAACACGAGCGCCUCCGCGCUCUACGUGGGCGCGGACGUCAACGGGUCGCACACGCUCUCCGGCGCCGUGGACGAGGUCUACGUCUACCGGGGCGCCCUGGCCGCCUGGCAGAUCGACGUCCUCUACCAGGACUUGAGCCCACCGUCCGACUCGGCGUCGAACGUCGAGGGGCGCCGAACAGAGACGUCGCCCGCGCAGGCCGUCGGCCGCGCCGACGCUUGCGCCCACGGCCGUGCCGACGGGCCCGCCGACGCCCCUGCCGACGCUUGCGCCCACGUCGCUUCCGACGGCCGCGCCGUCUUCGGCCCCGACGUCGGCGCCGACGUCGGCGCCGUCGGUGCCGGUGCCAACAGACGCCGUCGGUCCGCGCAGACGACGGAGAGAGAGAGAGAGACCCCCGCGCAGGUCGCGCGCGCCGACGACCCCGCCGAGCGCCGCGUCGACCCCGCCGCCGACGGCGCCGCCGACGACGGCCUGGCCCACGGCGCUGCCGACGCGCGCGCUCGCGACGUCGACCGGCUCGCUCUCGAUGGAGGGCGUCGCCGCGGGCGACUUCGACGACGCGGACGUCGUGGCGAGCUUCGAGGAGGGCCUCGAGGCGACGAUGAACGAGACGACCGUCACCGUGACCGGCGCGACGGACGCGCGCCGGCGCCGGCGCCUCGACGACGCGCCCGCGACGACGGUCCUCUUCGAGAUGCUGUCGCGGCGGUCCUCGGCGGACCUCGCCGCGGAUCUGGACGCGGCGCUUGCGACGGGCGUGCUGGCGCACCGCCUGCGCACGCGGUCGGCGGCCUUUGCGACCGUCGUGCCGCUGACCGUCGUCGUCGCGUUCCCGGACCCGACGCCCGGCCCGACGCCCGGGCCGUCGACGCCGACGCCGACGGCCAGGCCGCAGAGCGUCGCGCCGACGGCCGCGCCGACGGUCGGCUGCGACGCCGACGACCCGCCCCCGCGUGUCGUCGAGGUCGUCUUCGACGACUCGGGCGCGACCGUCGACGUGGCGUGGGACGCCGAGACCGAUUUGGGCGGCGGCGGCGUCGGGAUCGCGUUCGCCUGUGGCUCCAUUCUGGACUUCCCCGGGGCGACGGACGCGACGUGCUACUGGUCCGACGAGCGGACGGUCCGCGCGGACGUCGCGAGCGCCGCGAUCGUGCCGGGCGACAACGCGACGGCGCUGGGCGGCGUCCUGCGGCGCGCCUGCGUCGUGGGCGCGCCGGCGCCCCGGGCCUGCGCGUGCCACCCCUACGCGAACGCCAGCCGCACCGUCGUCCUGCCGCCCGAGAAUCCGCCCGCUCCGGCGAUCGUCCUCGAGGCGCCCGAGACGGUGUCGCGCUGCGAGGGUGGCUUUGUGUCGGCGCUCCAGAGCGGCGGCUCCGGCGGGCGCGACUUCACGACGGUGGCGUGGUCGAUCGCGGAGCCCGGCGCCGCCUGGGCGGCCGUGCCGUCGACCGCGACCAAGUGGUACGAGCUGGUCCUGAACGCAUCUCACCUGAACGUGUCCUCGCUCGACGUGCGCCUCGAGCUGGCGAACUUCCUCGGCGGCGCGCGCGCGGCGCGGACACGAAGCGGCGGGGCCGGCGGACGAAGCGAGAGAGACGCGCGCGUUCGUCGAGGCAACCACGCGCGACUCCGCAGGCACGGCCGAGGCCGCCGUGCGCGUCAAGGUCCAGGGCGGCACGCCGCCCACGCUCACGUUCGUCGGCGCGCGCGAGCGGACGGUCCUGGUGGCCGACGGCGUCGAGGUGGACGCGCGCGGCGUCGCGACGUCGUGCGACGGCCGGCCGAUGAGCGGACGAGCGGUCUCGUACGCCUGGGACGUCGUGGAUGCGGUCACUGGCGCCAGGCUCCCCCUCGCGUCGAGCUCACGGGACGCGCGCAAGUUCGCGGCGGGCGCCGGCGCGCUCGCGCCGGGCGCGUACGACCUGGUCGCGACCGUCGUCGACGACGCGUACGGCUUCGCGACGAACGGUUCGGUGCGGCUGCGCGUCGAGCGGUCGGCGCUGGUGGCGCGCGUGGACGGGGGCGACCGGACCGUGCCCCUCGCCGACGGCGCGGUGGCCGUGGCGAGCGCGAGCUACGACCCCGACGACAGGUCGGCGCCGCUGGCGGAGACGUGGAGCUGCGCGUUCGGCAACGACGCGUGCGGCGUGACGGCCGACGCCGAAACGGGCGCGAUCGUCGCGCUCGACCGGGGCGCCGGCGCGUACGUGGUGACGCUCGUCGCGGCGGCGACGGACGGCCGCGAGGCGACGGCCGUGGCCACGUUCGAGGCGCGGGCGGCGGACUUUCCGCGCGUGAGCGUCGCGCCGCGCUGGACCGGCGACGCCGUCGUCGCGAACGCGCGGCUCGUUGUUGAUGCGUCCCUGGAUGGAGACGCCGGCGAGGCAACCUACGAGUGGACGGCCGCCGGGAGCUUCGUCGACGGCGCCGGCCUCGCGGACGUCGCGGCGACGAGGGUCGCCGGCGACGCCGUCGUCGACGGCGCCACGACGGUGCAGUCGCUCGUGAUCCGGGCGGGCGCCCUCGUGCCGGGCGCGACGUACGCGUUUUCGCUGCGCGCGACGUGGGCCGGCGCCGCCGACGCCGGCGAGGCCGCCGUGACGGCGCGCGUCGCCGCGCCGCCGACGGCGGGCGUCCUGCGCGUGGCGCCCGAAGCCGGCGAGGCCAUCACGACCAAGUUCGAACUGGCGACGAGCUCGUGGGCCUCGACGGAGCUGCCGCUCACGUACGCGUUCUUCGCGGCCGCGGACGCCGGCGCGGGCGACACGACGGUGCUCAAGACCGGGUCGCUCGCGGCGGCGCUCGUGGCGGCGCUGCCCGAGGGCGCGCUCGCGCUCCGCGCGUGGGACGCGGCGUGCGCGUGGGCGGGGGGCGGCCUUCGAAACCCCCCCUCCAAGCUCUUACCCUAGCCCCUCUAGCCCCCCUUCAAGACAUGCAACCCGCGCGCCGGCGCCGCGGCGAGACCGGACCGCUCGCGCGCCGCGCAGGCGGGCGACGGACAGCCUCGGCGCGUCGGGCGACGCCUUCGCGGCGGCGACGGCGACGGCGCCGACGGGCGGCCUCAACGAGACGGUCGGGGUGGCGUUGGCGGAGGCCGCCGCGCUCGACGCGCCCGAGGACCUCUGCCAGGUCGUGGCCGCGGCGGCGGGCUUGCUGGGGAGCGAAACGCGGCGGCGCCUGCAGCUCGACGACGCCGCGGCCGGCGAGCUCUUCGACGCGCUGCUCGGCGCGCUGGACGACGCGCGCGGCAUGGCCGACGCGUCGAGCGACGGCGUCGCGCAGUUCGCCGCGGCGCUGCGCGCGCCCGUGCGCGCGACCGCGGGCGGGGCGCCGCUCGCGGCCGACCGGGCGCGGCUGGCGCUCGGCCAGGCGCGGAACCUGUCGCUCGACCUGCGGGCGACGGCGACCGGCGGCGACGCGCGCGACAGCAGCGCGGGCGACCUCGCGAGCGUCGUCGCGGACGUGCUGGCGUCGGACCUGUUCGCGGUCGGCGCGAGGCGGCGCCUCGACGCGACGGCCGCGGGCGCGGACGUCGCGGGUGCCGUCGACGACAUCGCGACGGCGCUCGUCGCGGGCGCCGUCGACGACGAGGCGCCCGCGGCCGUCGCGUCGGGCGGCCUCGCCAUCGCCGCGGCGAGGGCGUCGGCGAGCGCGGCGCUCGACGCGGGCGGCGCGGCGGCGGAGUACACAUCACCCGACGGACCGUUCGUCGUCGCCUUGAGCGCGCUGGACGGCGCCGGCUACCACGCGGCGCCGGUCGCCGCGGCGAAGACGCUGCGGUUUUCUCGCUCCGCGGCGGCGGGCGACGGGCGGCGGCGCCUCGCGAACGCAACGUUCCCGGGCAACGUGACGCUCGCCGUGCCCGCCGGGGACGCGCGCGGGGCGGCGGCGACGGGCGCGGUCGCCAACGCGACCGUGUACUGCCCCUGGAACUACGUGGGGCCCGUCUACGGCACCUGCCCGGCGGACAACUCCACCGUGGAGUACGCGUGCGACCGCGUCGGGGGCGAGUUCCGGGUGCUUUGCGGCGAGCUCCUGGUGGACGCCUGCGUCGGCUGGGACGGCGGCGCGUGGGACCCGGGCGCGUGCGCGGAGGACCCGGAGCGUUCGACGGCGAACGCGACGGCGUGCGUCUGCGCGCUGCCCGAGGACGGCGGCGCGCGCGACUACUCGACGGCCACGACCGCGCGGUCCUUCGCCAAGGCCUACCUGCGGAAUUUGGUGGGGCCCGUCGACCCGGAGAAGAGCGCCGUGAUCCUGGGGUUCCUCGGCGUCGUCGUGUUCGCGAGCGCGCUGGCGGCGAUCUGCGGGCACCGGCUCGACAAGCGCGACGCGACGCUUCGGCGCGGACGGCGGCUCGUGCUCUCGCACUCGUCGUCCUUUUUGCUGGGCGCCUCGACCCGCGACCUCGCGAAGACCCUGGGGGACAAGCGCGCGACGCACGGCGGCGCGCCGCCCUUGAUUCACCUCCCCGGAAGCCGACCGCGGACCUCGCCGAACGACGAGGAAGCCGCCUCCCCCGCGGACGAGCGCGGCGCCGACUUGCUCGCGGCGGGCUGGCGCGCGCGCCGCGUCCGUUCACUCUUCCGAGGCGCCUUUCGUCCCAAGUCGUCGUCGCGCGCGCAGGUGGCGCCACUACGCCGACGCGUUAGCGCGGCAGCACCCGCUGACGACGGUGUGGCGGAGGGACUGCAAGGAUCAGCAGCCGCGGGCCGCGCGGAUCAUCGCGUUGGCGGGGCAGAUCGUCAUGCUCAUGGCGGCCGUGGCGCUCGAGAUGCGGCUGGAGUACCCGGACCCGAGGUGCGACGAGCGAAAGUCGGACCGGAAAUGUCUAAAGUUCACGGUGGUCUACAACGACCACGAGCUCUGCCGGUGGGACGACGCGAGCGGGACCUGCAGCGUCAACCCGCCGCCGGACGACGCCUUUGGCGACUUUUCGCACCUGCUGGUGGUGCUCUUCGUCAUCGGGAUCACGCUGCCGUGCCAGAAGGUGUACGAGUGGGCCGUGCUCGACGUCCUGGCGCGGACCUGGCUCUGCUCGGGGCACCUGUGGCGCGACGUCGAGGAUGCGGCCGCGCGGGCCGCGCGCGAGGUGCAGGAGGACGUCGAGCGCGCGGCGCGCGCCGGAGUCUUCGUUCUCGCGUCGGCAGGCGUCUCUGCUCGGUUUGACGGGAGCAAGACGCGCCUUCCGUCUCCGCGCAGGCGCACAGCGUCGAGGGCGCCGCGCGCGAACUGCGAGACGCCGCAACCGACUCGCUGCACGCCGUCGAGGCCGCCGCCGCGAACGAAUUGCGCGCCGUCGAGAGCGCCGUCCGUGCCGGCGGGCGUGCCGAGCGGGCCUCCCACGAUCCCGACGUCCCGCGCGCCGCCGCGCCGACGCCCGUGCCCACGCCGAGCCUCGGCGGCGGCGGCGGCGGCGGCGGCGCGCCGCCGCGCCCCGAGGACGACGCGCCGCCGGCGUCGCCCGCGCGGCGCGCGUGGGAUGCCGUGAGCCCGCGGCUCCGGGCCGUCCUCGCGUUUCGCGAGGCGUCGCGGACGACGACGCCCACGCCGCCGCACGACUUCGCCGACGACGGCGCGGACGAGGCGCCGCCCCGGCCGCCGUCGCAGGACCCACCGCCGCCCCGCGUCGCGUCCGCCGCCGCCGGCGGCGGCUUCGACGAGGACCCCGACGAGCUGGCGGUCGCGCGCCUGGUCAAGCCCGCCGUCGCCGGCGAGGCCGGCGCCAUCGCCCUCGACUCGACGCUCGACGACGACGAGGCCGACGACGAGGGCGCCCCGGACGCGCCGGGCGAGGACCCGGGGGACCUGCCCUGGCGCGAGUGCUUCGACGACGCGCGCGGCCGCAACUACUUCUUCAACGUCUUCACGGGCGAGAGCCGCUGGCGGCCGCCGGCCGCGCCCUACGUGCCGUACUCACCCCGCCGAGCGGAGCGCGGGCCCGCCGACGCUGCCGGGCCCGGCGAUAGCGAGGCUCUCGGCCCCGCUCUCGUGGCGUCAUCCGGAAGCUUCUUGUGGCGUCGGUCCGAGGGUAGUCGUCAUCGAGCGCGCGGUCGGCACCGGAGUCUCUCUUCUCUCAAUCGCCGCGGUGGCAUGCUUUUUCUGCGGUAGUGUGCCCUGGCAAACGAGUCGCCUCGGCGAGCUCAACGCAACCCCCACGCAGGCGCCAGGUCUUUGCCCUUUUUGGGGGAGCGCUCGAUGCUGCCAGCGCGGGAGUUCAUACCCUCUCAAAAAGAAGCUUCCUCGUGGCGCCUCAACUCCAAAAGAGUUGCGUGGCCACGCCAUCGCCGCGGCACCGAGAAGCUCGAAGCCCUGCCCCCGCCCGUCGCGCGGCCGCCGAACCGCACGCGCGACCUGCUGCGCAAGACGUCGCUUUCGGGAGCUUUCGGCAAACCGGCGUGUCUCCUAAAGCAAGCGCGGGAGCUCGCGCCGGCCGCGGCGGACGCGGUCGAGGCGCGCCGCGGCGAGCUGCGCGCGGCCAUGGUGGCCUUCGCGGCGCGCGGCGACGCGCGCGGCGCCCGCGCCGUCUGGCUGCUGCACGAGCUCGAGCGGGAUCUGGUGCGGAAGUGGGGUUUAGUCGACGGCGAUCGGACGGCGACGCUGUCGGCCGUCGCCGCCGAGCUGCUUCGGCGGUUAGUCAUCGUGAUUUGAGCCGCGUCUUGGAGACUGAGUGCUUUCAUGUGUUUUUCGAUGGCGUCAGGAGUGCGACGAGGCGCGGCGGUGCCGUGGCCACGGCCACGCGCUCGCGCUCGCUCCAGGAGUGCUCCUCGCUACUGAUCCGAUCGCGUCGAUGGCAUAAGGGGCGCUCCAGGGGUCCUCCCGCGCAGGCGGAGCAGUGGGCGAGCGAGUUCGAGCAUUUGCCGGACCACAGGAGCGAGAUCACGCGCGUCUGGCUCGCCUCGAAGCUGAGGAUGGACGCCUUCCCAAGGACCGAGCGCCUCAUUUACGAGCGGACGCUGAAGCGCGAUUUGGAUUUCGCCAGUCAGUGGCACGCGCCGCAGCCGCCCUCUUCUAAAGUCGUGGCGUUCGCCUCGUGUGUCGCCGUGCUGGGCCUGGCGGGGCCCGUCUACGUGCUGCUCGUCUACGCGACGGCGCUCGGGCAGGCGCAGAGCUGGCCAUUUCUGCUCAACUUCUUCUUCGAGUUCAUGCUCGUGUACUUUUUGAUCGUGCCGCUGAUGAUUUUGUUCAACAAGAUCUUCCUUCCUUCGUUGUUGGAUGAAAGGCUCCAGCAGGACGCCUUUGAGGACGACGAGGGCUUUGGCGGUGCGAGCCCUGGAGCACCCCUUACGCCAUCAGAUGCUGCUCCCGUACCCGAACUCGAUCUUGAUCGCGUCGAUGGCGUCGAGCAGCGCAUUGUAAGGAUGCGGUCGUACCCCUACAAGACGCCGCUCAACGAGACGCCGCUCGACUUCCUCGUCGCGCGCGAGCCCGAGCUCAAGGCGCUGGUCGACGAGGCGCGGCGGUCCCGUGGCCACGGCCACGCGCUUGCGCUCGCCGUGGACCCAAGGCUCUCGCUGGAAGCUUUGGAGCAGAUUCACGACCAGGAGCACUGGAACCCGUCGUGGUCCGCGUGGCUCAUGCUCAACGUGUUGGGCGUCUUCCUGCUGCUCCCGGACACGAUGCAGGACAUUGUCAUGGAGGAGCUUUUGCUCAUCCUGCCGGCCGCUACUUAUUUGGUUAACGAGGGCGUGCUUCGGUCGACGGGCGGGCGGUGCACUGGCCGCGCUUUGAGUAGUUUUGUUGCUUUCGCGUCGAUGGCAUGUUUGUUUGGGGUGGGAUUUCGCGUCGGUGGCGUGUUUGUGGGGUAUCGCUCCAGGUUCGCGAAAAACGCGCAGGCGCGGCCGCAACUCGCGGCUCGACAACGGCUGGUUCCUGAUCGCGUUCACGCUCGUCUUUGGGCACGCAUGUGCUCUUUUGGUCACGGCGCUCGUCUCCAAGGCGCAGGCGCGCGCCGCCGCGCGGCACGAGAAGAAGAGGUCGCGCGUGCGGCGACGAGCGGCGACGCUCGUCACUUCCGAGGAAGGUGCGGUGUUUCGGCCUCGUCCUCGUGCGGGCCUCCUUGGUCUCGACGAUGACUCCUUCGAAGAAGGGGCCCGCACGGAACUCGCGUCCGCGCUCGCGCGGGCCAAAGCUGAGGACGACUCCGCUUCGGAUUUCUCUUCAUAAGUGUGAUAUGUCGUAUCUUGUAUUCUCCUGCGGUCCAUGCUCAGCAGCGUCCCCUAGGUUCGCUUCGCGGGUAGGUAGGUACUUAAUAAGGAACGCCCCGUCGUUCGCGCCAGCGUCGACGACGUCGCCCGGCGGCAGCAGGUGCGCGAACGCCUGGACAGGAUCCAGAGCCGCGGUUCCAUGGGGCAUUUCCAGAGCAGCGGUUCGGUUCAGCUCAGAGCGGGAGGGAGUCGUCUAUACUAGGGCCUUGGUGAAGGUCGUCCAGGAGCCAGCAGCUGCCGGGCCUCUCCGCGUCGCCGGGCCCGGACAGUACCGUACCGUACUGGUAUCUUGCAAUAUCGUCACCUGGGGCUCGCUACAAAGAUACUUUCUUACAUGUCGCGGCGGUAGCAGAGAAAAUAUAAUAUUCAUGGUUCCGAAUGAGAAAUUGGCUGUGAUGCUUCCAGAGCCUGCCAGUGCCUCCUUUUCUGUACAACUCAAGGCAGUGUUGCAAGAGAUAACUGCUCAGGCUCGACUCGGAGAUAGAGCGUUUACAAAGCAAAAGCUCCGACUCGGAGUCCGGGCCAGAGUCGCGGCAAGGACGGUUAAUUGCUUCGAUCCAGGACGGUUUGAGAGGUUUAUUCGAGAGUGCUCAGGAGAAAUAGCCGAAUUCUAUUGGAAUUUCCGGUAUGGGUGCAGGGUGACUAGGAGCAUCGUCCCUGUACGUGGGAUCAAUUGUGGGGUCGUCUCCGCCAGCCGCGGCGUAAUUAACCACGUAUUUUAAACUUCAAGCCGCGGUGGUCACUCGAGCCGUGGCUAGACUUCCGCCGACAACGCACAUUGGAAUUUCCGGUAGUAAGCUCGGCAGGCGUGAUGUGCCGCCGGCGCUUGGACUCCAUCGCGCGCUGGUCGCACUGGAACCGUCGCCGGGGCUCAUGCGCGGCACCGCCAGGCGAACUUCAAAGAGUGACGACUCUCAUCGACAGACCCGGUCUCGCUGAACCUACAGGCUCGGGCCAGAACCGCGUGGCGCCUUCCCGCAGCCGUUUUGUCCGGUUCGCUCUUUUGUCCUC
Molecule: messenger RNA, 15374 nt
Organism: Pelagomonas calceolata
Lineage: Eukaryota; Pelagophyceae; Pelagomonadales; Pelagomonadaceae
Source: the annotation of a GenBank genome assembly